CGCUCAUUUAUAUCCGUGGGAUCGAAAGAAUGCCCUUCACAAUUGAUUCCGAUCCACUGAAGUCAUGACGGACAGUGCUUUGCUCACUACUCUGCGCGUCUUAACAUUCGUGACAGCUCUGGCCGUGGGGCUCAGCCCGUACCCGGAAAUUCGUCGGGUUCACAAGCUGCAGGACGCCAGAGACGUAUCCAUUUUCCCAGUCGUCACGCUAUUUGGCAACUCCUACUUAUGGACGAUCUACUCGUACUUGAUCGGUAACUUCUUCCCUCUGUUUUCGGUGUGUGCCUUCCAAACCGUCUCAGCCAUCGUAUUCGGCAUCGUCUACUGGUGGUGGUGCACCUCGCGGCGGAGAUUCUACGUGUUGUGGGGGGCUUUUGUCGCUGGUAUGAUACUCACCUCGAUCUAUGCCGCCAUCGCCAUGGCAGGUGUCACACAUCAAUCCACCCAUCAGGUCGAGAAGAUACUCGGAUACAUGUGCGUGGUAAUGAAUCUGUGUCUAAAGGUGGCUCCUCUGGAGACACUAAAGUGCAUAAUUCGCACCAAGAACGCGUCGUCAAUGCCUGUUACGAUGUCGAUUGUCGCCUUCAUCAACGGUCUGCUUUGGGUGUGGACCAGUGCGCUCGAAAACGAUAUGUAUGUGCUAACAACUAACGCAGUGGGAGCGGCGCUGGGUGGAGUUCAAAUUGUCGUCUUCAUCAUCUACCGGCCAGGGAGGAGCAGCGACGCAGAUCUCAGUCCAACGAUUGAAUACGUCGACAAUAAGCAUCGACGUCCUCAAAUCGAGCAAACCAUCUUGUACGAUCUGGAGACAGCGUCAUGUUGCGACAAGGACGACCGGGUCAUGGGUGCUCCGUUCGCUGAAGCACAAUCGCCACUACAUAAAAAACAGAUACAACAAUAGUUUCAUGCAAUAAAAGUGUUAUUGUGAAAAUAAAAUCGUAUCGCAGCGCUAUA
Messenger RNA from Phytophthora nicotianae INRA-310, 954 nucleotides. RefSeq lists its product as hypothetical. Gene Ontology annotation, molecular function: sugar transmembrane transporter activity. Bases 65 to 901 code for a protein of 278 amino acids. The record is from RefSeq and is a predicted model, not a curated record. Gene Ontology annotation, cellular component: membrane. Lineage: Eukaryota; Oomycota; Peronosporomycetes; Peronosporales; Peronosporaceae. The transcript has 2 exons. Gene Ontology annotation, biological process: carbohydrate transport.